CUGUGUCCCCGGUCUGGCACGUUCCUGGUCAAAUUCUUCACGGUUUAAAAUUGGAUCCCCCGUUUUACAAAAUCCUAAAAAUAUUAAUCCCCUCUUAAAUCUACUGCAACUGCCUCUACGCUUUUUUUUUUUUUUUUUUUUUUUGCAUAACACAAACACACACCUAAAUCUCAACCAGAUCCCCUAGAAGAUGGCGGUGGUAAGCGGGAUGUCGGGGUCGGCAGUAGCCCGGCUGGAGGGCCGAGAAUUCGAGUAUCUGAUGAAGAAAAGGUCGGUGACCAUCGGCCGGAACUCCUCGCAGGGCUCGGUGGACGUCAGCAUGGGACACUCCAGCUUCAUCUCCCGGCGGCACCUCGAAAUUUUCACCGCGGGAGAAGACGGCACGGGCAGCGGGGAAUUCUAUCUCCGAUGCCUCGGGAAAAACGGGGUGUUUGUAGAUGGGGUGUUCCAGAGACGAGGGGCUCCACCUCUCCAGCUUCCACGAAUGUGCUGUUUUCGGUUCCCCAGCACAAGUAUAAAGAUCACGUUUACAGCCCUGUCCAUUGACAAGAAAGAGCGAAGGAACGUGCCGGAAUCGCCAGUCAAGCCCGUCCAGCCUCAGAUUUCGCCGCUGACCAUUAACAUUCCUGACAACAUUGCCCAUCUCAUGAGCCCCCUGCCUUCACCUACCGGCACCAUCAGUGCAGCUAACUCCUGUCCAUCAAGUCCACGCGGGGCGGGACUGUCCAGCUACAGGAUGGGCCGCGGGUUGACCUCUGACCUUAUAGGGGACAACUCUCAAUCAGAAAACGACAAAGAGGCCUCAGGUGAAGACAGCCCAAAGGAUGACUCAAAACCACCGUAUUCAUAUGCACAACUCAUAGUCCAAGCUAUCACCAUGGCCCCAGAUAAACAGCUAACACUGAACGGAAUAUACACUCACAUCACCAAGAACUACCCCUACUACAGGACAGCAGAUAAAGGCUGGCAGAACUCAAUCCGCCACAACCUGUCCCUGAACCGGUACUUCAUCAAAGUGGCCCGGUCCCAGGAGGAGCCGGGAAAAGGCUCAUUCUGGAGGAUUGACCCGUCCUCCGAGAGCAAGCUGAUAGAGCAGGCUUUCAGGAAACGCAGGCCGAGGGGGGUGCCCUGCUUCAGGACCCCCCUGGGACCUCUCUCCUCCAGGAGUGCUCCAGCCUCUCCCAACCACACAGGGGCACUGUCUGCCCACUCCAGUGGGGUUCAGACCCCAGAUAGCCUGUCCAGAGAGGGGUCCCCAGUCCCCAUGGAGCCAGAGCCAACCCCACCGCCAGCCCCCACCCCAACCACUACAGUCCAGCCCAAACUCGCUGUCAUCCAAGAGGCCCGCUUGGCACAGAAUUCUCCUGGUUCUCCAUUGAACAACCAGCCAGUGCUGAUUGCUGUGCAGCGCCAGAUGUCCCAGACGACCAUGAAGCCUGUGACCUACGCCAUGGCGACGCCGGCCAUGGUGACAACCGCAGUCAGCUCCGCCCCCGUCAUGCAGACGGUGCACGUCUUGCACCAGAUCCCGGCGGUCACUAUGGCGACCGUCGCCGGACAGGCUGUCGCCACAGUUAGCACAGAACCUCAGGAGAAUGGAGGCGGAGACCACCAGGAGAUCAAAGUGAAAGUGGAGCAGGUCCCAGCCAUCACAGCCUCCUCUAUAGGCGGAGCUAGUCGCAUCAUCCAGACCUCUCAGGCUGCUCCCCUUACAACGGUUACCAUCGUGCAGCAAGCUCCACUUGGCCAGCACCAGCUUCCAAUAAAGACCAUCACACAAAAUGGGACUCAUCUGGUCCCCAUCAGUACUGCUGCUAGCACAGCUGUUGCGAACCCUCUCCACCUGCUGGCGACCCACGCAUCGGCCUCCGCGUCCCUCCCCACCAAGAGGCCGAACGGAGACCAGCAAGACCAGCCUGAAUCUAAAAGGGUGAAAACAGAGGAGGAGGAGGGCGAAGCUGCGGCCGCCAACACCACCACCACCGCCACCGCCAACAACAACACCCCCACCCCCACCCCAACCACGGACAGAGCCGGAGAAGCAGGGGUCAGUGAACAGGUCAGCGACAACUAACGCCCCGGUCUGGAUACUGACCCCUGCUCUCCUACACUCAUCGAGCCUAACCAACCCACUUUCACACCUUCUACACCAUCGGGUCUCUACCUGCCCUCCACCCCUACCUGGUUCUCAUCUACUCCAAGGUGCCAAAAGGAGAAGAGAUAUGGAAACAACCCAUGGACUACAGAAUGUGAGACGACCCCGCCCGCCCUCACCCCCGGGUAUAAAAUACGAUGCAAAAACUAAAGACCAAAACGGAAAGCAAAAACGAAUCAAAGAAGAGAAGUCGCUGAUGACCAUGACCCCUGACUUUAGAGACUCAAGACUGCGAGGAAAAACAAAACCGAGAAGAAGCACAGGAAGUCUUCAACAGCAGAUUCAAAAUUUAAAAAAAAGAAAAGAAAGAAAGGAAAAAAAAAAAGAAAAAAGAGAGAGACGAGACUAAAAAUUCUGGUUUCCCGAUCAGAAAGGACUUAGACGUUAGCCGUGUAGCCAAGCUUAACAUUCUCUGUGCCGGCCCGGUGCACGCCGCCGGGACAGCGGAGAGGAGCCACUGCUGAUUGGACAGCUCUGAACACGCUCCCCAAAGAAGGGAAGGAGCAGACAGCAUUAUCCUGGUAGCAUUACAGAGAAGCGCUUAAUGUUUGUUGGGUAGAAAAAGAAGAAAACAAGUGAAAUCAAACAGUAGUGUAUUCCGCAAAGGGAAGUGUGUGUACGUGUGGACAUUCCCAUCUUCGGCAGCUAGCCUCCAUGUUGACCUACCUAAUACAGUCGUGAGUAGAUAUGCAGUAUUCCGUUGUACAUGUGUAUCUUUGGAUCUUUUUGAGUGUUUCUCCGUUUCCCAAGGCACAGAUAUCUAGUAAUAAUUAAGAUACUAAAGCUAUAAGUGGGGUCUUUAAAAACAUUUAAAAACAUCACCUGAUAUUUUGGGAUUUUUUUUUUUUUUUAAUUUUAAUUAUUUUUUUUUUUGUAUGUGGACUCUUUGUUCAGUGAAAUGAAUGUAGUCUCCUUCCUUUUCCUUAAAGAAAACACUAUAUGGAGUGGAUGUUUUUUUGUUUUUUUCUUUCUGCUCAGUCAAAUGGAAAUUAAAUUUCUUUAUCACUGUACAUCUACAGAUUUUUCAUAUUUUACAAAUAUCUUAUGAGAUAAAAAGUAUAUUCCCAUGCGUAUUUGACCAUAUGCUUCAUCGAGCUUGCAUGUUACGGAUCUAGAGACAAUGUACUUGAGCAGAUAAUCUGAAUAUGGAACUGAAGAAAAUGUAGACUGAAUCUAUGCUAUAUGAUUCUGACCAGUGCUGCACUUACCCUCUUACAUACGUUUCAUUUAUCUUCAUUUGCUUUCGGUUUUUCCCCUGUCAUCAUUGGCUGUUUGUUACAUUUUGUGUUGAAGUUGGCAGUCUCUCUUUGCUUGAUUUACUUUAUUCUGUUCAGGCUACUAAAAGUCUAUUCAGAUUGUAUUCUAUGUUCCAUGAGGAAAAACAAGUGAUAGAUGUUCGUUCUGCUUAAGUGGGUAAAUGCUUUUUUUGUUUUUUUAUAAAUUAAUUUAAAACAUA
Messenger RNA from Myripristis murdjan (pinecone soldierfish), 3611 nucleotides. RefSeq names its product forkhead box K2a (gene foxk2a). Gene Ontology annotation, biological process: regulation of transcription by RNA polymerase II. The transcript has 9 exons. Gene Ontology annotation, molecular function: protein binding; DNA-binding transcription factor activity, RNA polymerase II-specific; RNA polymerase II cis-regulatory region sequence-specific DNA binding. The record is from RefSeq and is a predicted model, not a curated record. The coding region runs from base 191 to 2074 and encodes 627 amino acids. NCBI's taxonomy places the organism in Eukaryota, Metazoa, Chordata, Actinopteri, Holocentriformes, Holocentridae.